This is a messenger RNA of Gopherus evgoodei (Goodes thornscrub tortoise), 5556 nucleotides long. RefSeq names its product KIAA0408 ortholog. The transcript has 5 exons. The record is from RefSeq and is a predicted model, not a curated record. Lineage: Eukaryota; Metazoa; Chordata; Testudines; Testudinidae. Bases 139 to 1767 code for a protein of 542 amino acids.
GAAGAUGGAACUGUUGGAGAGAUUUGACAGUGAAAGGAAGGAGUGGGAAAGUCAGUGGAAGGUCAUGCAGAAGAAAAUAGAAGAGAACGGAGUGACAAAGCAGAACUGAACUGUCAACACAACUUGGCAAAUGACUGGAUGGAAGAAAAGAAUUUGCUCAGUAAAUCAGAACAAGAAUGUAAAGAAACUAGAACUCAGAGGAAAAACAGUGUUGUAUUAAGAACAGUCUGGCCUUUGACAACAGGAAAACAUGAAGACCUCCUCAGCUUGAAAACUCCUAAGAAAGAUACCAGUAGUUAUGCUGGUGAUCUCAAUGCAGCUCUUAAAGAACUGGCGAAAGUUAGUGAAGAGUUAUGCAGCUAUCAAGAGGAAAUUCGAAAGAAGCCCAACCACAGAAGAAUGAAGUCACUUCCUUUUCUGGAUGAAUUUGAAGAAACCCAAAACACAGUUAUUAUGCCUGAGAUGAACCGUGUGUCCUGCAAUGAACCACAAACUUCUUCCCUCACCUUUGAAACAGAAGGACAAAAUAACAGGAAGAACUUGAUGAGUGCCAACAGGAGUUUGAAAGAUUUGCCUUGUAGCUCUCUUACUGGUGAUAGAGGAAGCAACUUCAUGCCCUGGCCAAAAAAAGAAGCCCCCCCAGUUCCUCCACGGAGCACUUCUCGACAUCUGACAAGCUCACUUUCUGCAGCUGUACAUGUCUCUGAAGUACCCAUAAAAGAUUCAGGCAGCAGAAGCAACUGUAAGAUUCAGGAGGGUAGGAAUGGAAGGAAAUGUAUUAAUCCUUCUCUUGCAAAACAGAGUGAAGCUCCAGUGGCACAUGUAAAUGAAGGGAAGUCUGUGAAAGGUGGUGCAGUGGUAACUGCUUCAGUACCUAUAGCCAAAAAAGAGAGAGUCUCUGAGUGCAAUGUAGCGGCAGGUUUUUGUCACAACACAUGGUCAUGUGAUGUGAGCAAGCUUGGAAAAGGUACUCAGAAUGGAUCUUCCCCAUUGUCUGCCCAGAAAAGCUGUUCAGAUGGAAAUAUGGUGCAAACAGAGAAUGUGCACAGGAGACAUUGCCCUAAAUCUCCUAAUGUUCUACAUUAUAAUAAUGACUCCUGUGACCCUGCAAUGCUGCCAAAGGCCCAAAGAAAUGAAACAUUGGCAGCAAAGAUUGAUGAAUUUAACAGGACUGUAUUUCAUACAGAUAAAUGCAACAAAUCUUUGCAAGAAAAUCAGAAGCUUCAAACACCAACUGGAGAUCAUAAACACUGUGGCCCAGGCUGUGACUGUAUGGUUAACAGAACAGAAACUGUAAAUGCAUCUUUUGUUUCAAAUCCCAGACUCUCUGCAGCAAAGAAACAGGAUCCCUGCAAUUCAACCAAAACUGCCAGAACAACAGGGCAACAAAAGCAAAUAAAUGGACUUCCAAGCACCAGUGGCUACCGGCAUAUGCUUCACGAGCAUGAUUGGAGACCAAUUAAUUUAUCUGGUCGCCCACGUUCAGCUGACUCAAGGUCAAACUAUGGAGUUGUUGAAAAACUUUUGAAAAACUAUGAAAAAUCAACCGUGACUUCUUUGUAUAAUUCUAAAUGCUGCAAAGAUAAGUGGACACAGUCAGAUUCUGAGUUCACAGAUGGGAGUUGUGAGACAUUGAGUCAGUAUUUCGAAAUGCUCCAGGUAGAGCAAGGAAAGCAAGAGUUCAGAGGAACUCAGCCAGUGUGUUGGGAAGCAAGUCAAACAAGGCAAAGAGAGACAGAAGUUACCAGAGAUAUCUGUGCCAGCUAAAUGUUCAACUGGGAAAGGCUUCUCCCGGCCAGCGCGACCAGCAAAUCGACGCUUACCUUCCAGGUGGGCAUCCAGAUCACCUUCAGCACCACCUGCUGUGAGAAUGACCGCACAUAGUUAUUCUCUCUCACUUCAGUCAGAGACGGCAGUUGACUGAACUCAAGGAUGAAUUUGAUGAUGAUGUGAAAUGUGAAAGCUCUGCUCCUCUUUAUACAUGUGUGUUCUAUGGUUGUGAUAGCAACCAGUUCUACACUGUUGUAUAUUGUCCAAGAGUAAUCCUGUCACUUGACUUACUGGGCAAAGCAUUUUCAAUCUUAGAUCAUCAUUGCAGUCUUCAGUGUUUUUAUUGAUGAAAUAAUUAUAUCCCUCUUUCUUUCUUUCUUUCUUUCUUUCUUUCUUUCUUUCUUUCUUUCUUUCUUUCUUUCUUAAAUGGCUCACAAAGAAUUCCUUUUGAAUGACAUCCUCCUUGGUUUGCCAGUCUUUUGAGCUGAUACAAUGUAUAGUUGUGUAUAUUCUGACUUUGCUGCAAACAGCAGAAAGUAAAGCUGUAUGCAUGAUCAUGUGUUUGUAGGUGCAUGUGUUGGAAUAGGAAGUAUACAGGUCUGUAUUUAGAAGAGACAAACUCUGUGCUAGUGUUGACACUGAAAUUACAACAUAUAUGCCUAUAUAUACUUUGUGUUUAUUUAAAAAAUUUGAAAAUAUAAAGUCCUAAUGACAUUUAUAUUUUGUACAUCUUUUAUAUAGGUUCACAGGUGUAGUGAUUGCACCAUAAUUGCAGCGACAAGGGCUUGCACAAUAUGUAUCAGAAGCAGACUAGCUUAGUGGAUUCCUCAGACAUGCUUGAUGGCAUACUUGUUUGGUUUUUCAACCCUUACAAUGCUAGGGUCAAGGUAGAUGGGCGUAUUUUUUCUGAAUUAAAAUACUAUAUGAUUAGUACUAUAUUAGCCUUUUUCAUCACCUGAGAUAUUCCGAAAACGUUCCGCUGCCUUAAAAUGCUUUAUAUGUGCCAUUUAAUAUAACCUACUGUAGGGAAUUAACUCCUAUAGUUUCAGCUAUAUUGUAAUAUACAGUUUAUGGAGGAAGGAAAAGAAUGGUAAGCAUGGCAAUUCUUUCAAAUUUGUUUUCUUUAAACACUGUAUUUAAAAGUAUAGCUACAUCAGAGAAAUUUAACCUGUUUACUUUCAGUGACAGCAGGAGAAUAAGGAAUGCUAUGAUUACCAAAUGCUGUAGUUAUGCUUUCUUACUGUGAUACUGGACUUCAUAGAGUGUAAGCCAACAGCUACUUACUGCUCCCGUGAAUGGUAUAAGUGGCAGUCAGUUAUGAAUUUUACUUGCAUUCUGGUAACAGCUGACGUACGGUACAUAAAUAUUGCCUCAAGAGCUGAAGGAGAUAUGAUCAUUGUGUUGCAGGAGUCCUAGACUGAUGGCAUUAGAAGUAUGUUUUUGCUCUCAUCUGUCUGUAUAUUAUUGGCUGCUAGAAUGCUUUGUGUGUAGGCUGGCUUAUUCCCUUCCCACCGUUUGAAUGAAAUAUUGACACUAUUCAGCAUUUUUGUUCAACUUUCAUAAUGACGGUGUUCUCCAUUCCAGAAAUUUUGUACCCACCAUAAAGUUGCCAGAUGCAUAGUGUAGCAGGGGUGAUAACAAUUUUCCUUGAACAACCAGUUAAGAUAUUUCUUCAGUUUACUGAUAUUUACUGCCUACUUUUGAUCAUCAACUUGCUGAUUAACAUAGAAAGGAACAAAAACCUGCUGUGUUCCUUACUGCAUGUAACUUUAAUUAACAGAAAGUUAUGGAGGUAAACUAAUAUGUCAAGGACAAGUCCAUUUUGUCAAGAUCUUCUGAGUCCCUCUAGAGCAUAUACUUUGGUUUUAACAGCUAGAGAGCUCAGUAAUUUGUGCACUAUAAAUACCCUAGAAGGCUGUCUGGACAUAUUGAUUUUAGAAAUAUACAACUACGGCUGUUUAAAAAUGAAGUUGUCUUUGCAGGAGUAAGCACGGCAGAGCCAGUUCCCAGCAUUGUGAUAACCACAGCUUAGCAGCUGUCUUAAGUAGCCUUAGUGAUAUGACAUAUGCUCUUACUUGCUGUAGAAGGAAGGAGUACUAGUUGGCUUUCCAGUUUCCCCAACAUGAGCUAAGAUUGAGAAGAGCUGCCAUGCUGGAGCUUCUGAAGGGACAGAGCUUCCAGAACAAAGAAAUCAUAAAUCUUCAGAGUGGAACAUAACUUUUCUCCCACACCUGGUUUCACCAGAUGAAGAGCUCCACUGCUUUUGUUUUGUGAGCCUAUUGUCAAAAUGACAGGCUGAAUGUUAUGUGUUGGUUAAAGUCUCUGUGCAGAUGUUCACUCUUUUUAUUUGCUCUCUGGACCACUGUGAGAUUCUUCAUACUGCUCAGACUAGGAACAUGACUGUAUUUUACUUUGGCCCUGAAAUAAAUCCGGUAGAGAGUCUGCAGAGUUCUAAAAGCCUAACCGACAACAGUUAAAUAGAAACCCCUCAGGCACAAUGGUGUUUGCUGCCAGCCCAAACACUUACCAGGUAUUGAAAAUAUGUGAAUGUCACUAUGAAUCCAUUGCCUCCCCUCUUUGAUGCUCAGUUAUUUGUAUUGAACACGAUCACAAAGGAAUUGUGGCUUUGUCUACACAUAAAAGUUGUAUGAGCUUAACAAAAUCAGUUUGUACGCUAAUUUGGUUAAAUCAGUGUAAAACCUAUGUAUAGAUCAGGCCUUCGAAAUAAGAGAGAGACACCACCCCAGCCAACUUCCCUUGGCUGAAAGGACUGGUUGGCCUGAUACAGAGCCCUUGGGCAGGGGGAGAUGGAAUAAAAAGGUAAAUCUCCAAAGAAAUGCUUAUAUAUCCUUUUGCCUCUAGCGCAUCAUUCACCAUCUAGUUCUACUUAAUGCUUUAUCUUUGCUCUAUAGUCUUAGUUAUAAUCUUCCUACAAAGAGCACAUUUUAAACGAUGAUAAAGGAAUUAAACCAAUACUUUGCUUGUUCUUUGUGAGCCACAGAAUUAGUGUAUUGACCUUUACACAUACAGUAGGGAGUGAAUUGGCCAUUAACAGAAUAAAUUGCCAAGCUGUGUAGUCUAAUUUUUCGAUGUUCUUUUGAGCACCGGUUACUUUCUACUGCCCUUUGAUUCUGUUCAGUAUGUACACAGUUGUCUAUUUAAGAAUAUGUUUCUGCUGAAACUGUAAAUAGGGAUCUUGUAUCGAAAUGGCCUCAGUAUUAUUUUUGCAAAGUUCCACAGCAUCCCAGCAGGCUGGCUACCUACAUCCCAAUUUUAAAUUAUGGACUAAGUAUAAAUUCCUUAGCAUGCAAAAAGUAUGCAAUUUUCGCAGUGUUGCUAUGAAAAGAAUUUCUUUGGCAUUGAGGCCUGCAAUAUACAAUUCUAUGUAGUAUACUAUCAUUAUUCCUGGAGCAAUCUGUAAUAUUCUCUUUGACUGUGUACGUCCUCUUUAAAAUGAAAGGCAGAAGACAUUUACUUUUAUCUGCUAAAUCUGAAAACCUUUUUUGCAUCUGGCCUUUCCACCACUUCUUGAUUCCCAGUGGAUGUAUGUUUUCUGUGUGGUUCCUUGCCAAUGGUCCAUAUGUAUUUGACAUACAGUAUGAUUUUCUGUUUGUACUGCACUCAAGAUUUUUUCCUCAACACAUCUUGUUCUUAAACCUGUUGAUACUGUUGCCAUCCAUAAAUAUAUUAGAUCUUAAUUUACUGUUUUGCAUCAUUUGAAAUGCACUUUCGUCAUCAACUGUUAAUGUCAUAUACUAUAUAAAACUUGUUAGUCUUAUAGUUUAA